CGGGGCCCAGCCGCCAUGAGCGGCCCGUGGGGCGCGGCGGGCCCGGCGCGGCAGGGCUGGCUCUGGGGGGCGGCGGCGCUGCUGGCGCUGGGCGCCCUGCUCGGGGCUUGGCGCUGGGCCGGCCCGCGCCGCCGCCGCCGCCUGCAGCGGGUCGGGACGGUGCUCAGGCUCUUCGUGUACCCGGUGAAGUCGUGCCGGGGGGUGUCGGUGCGGCGGGCGCAGGUGACGCCGAUGGGCCUGCGCAGCGGGGAGAUGCGGGACAGGUUCUGGCUCGUGAUCAGGGAGGACGGGCACAUGGUGACAGCUCGCCAGGAGCCGCGGCUCGUCCUUAUUUCUGCCAACUGUGAAAACGGGCACUUGAUCUUGGAGGCCGGGGACAUGGAGAAGAUAAGCGUGCCUGUAAAGCUCCCCCAAAAAAAUCCCGUCCACAACUGCAGGGUGUUUGGACAGGAUAUCCAAGGCAGAGACUGUGGUGAUGAAGUGGCUCAGUGGAUCACCACCUUCUUGAACUCAGAGCCCUGUCGACUGGUGCAUUUUGAGCCCUCCAUGGUGCCAAGAAAGUCAAAGGACACAAUAGCCCUUUUCCGAAACACAGAUGAGGUUGCCUAUCCUGACUGCAGCCCAGUCUUGAUCAUCUCCGAAGCUUCAAUGGACGAUUUAAAUACCAGGCUGGAAAAGAAAGCUAAGAUACAGAACUUCAGGCCAAAUAUUUUUGUAACAGACUGCAGUGCUUUUGAGGAGGACACCUGGGAGGAAAUUCUUAUUGGUGAUGUGGAGAUGAAAGGGACCGUGUGUUGUGGCAGGUGUAUUUUAACAACCGUUAAUCCAGACACUGGGGUCAUCGACAGGAAGGAGCCCUUGGAAACAUUGAAAAGUUACCGCUUAUGUGACCCAUCUGAGAAACACAUUUACAAAACCAGCCCUCUCUUUGGGAAAUACUUUGCUGUUGACAAAACUGGAACAAUUCAAGUUGGAGAUCCUGUGUACAAGAUGGUCUGGGAAUGAAGGAGACUUUGAUCAGAAGAUGCUUUUUCACUUUGAUAUGCAGAUUGUUUUUCCAUUUACACAGUCACCAGCAUAACUUUUUCUUCUUCCUUGCAAUAUUUUUUUGUGCUUUUUAAGGUGCAGGAGGUUCUUUGACGCUGUGAAGUGCCAGUCAUUUCAGAUCACGGAAUCUACUGUCAUACCUGUAAUAACCACAUCUUUAGUUGUCCUGUGGUGGUUUAGGAUGCUGUGGUAGAACAAACUGAUCCAUGAUGGACUUCACAGCACUACUGUGAGCAUCACACCUCAUAAAAUUUCAUGUCAGCUGCAACAUUGGAAUCCAAAUUUGUGUACAAGAGUUUGCAUCAUGUGUUAGAUACAUUUAGUGCCUAUAAAGAAUCACAAAAACAGUCAUGUCAAGCACAAAGCAUAUUUGUCACAGAGCUGCCUUUAUAAGUGAUUAUGGAGUGCAGAUGGCAGGGCUCUGCUUCCCUCCUUUGGUCCUAAUCAUCUUGUCCUGUCUAUUUCCAGAGGUAGCUUUUAGUGGUGUUUCUUUCCUUGCAGUUGUUUCCUGAAGACUGUCUGGAAAUAAUUCCAUUAUUGUGUACUGUCUCUUGAGAUUGGAGCAUUAUCAGAAGGAGGACUGUGAGCUGACUAAAUAGUCAGGUCUAGAGGUAGGGGUGCCAGGUAAUGAUGUAUAAGGCUGUGGGCUUGUUUAGUUUGUGACCUCUGCUUGACAGUUUGAACUGUCAAUUUUUUAUCCUGUGAACAAUACCAUAACACUGAGGUUGUAGAGUAGUGGUGCAUUUGCUAACAUAGCAGUAGAAUUUCCAUUUUGACUGAAAGAACUGGAUGUUCACUGUGUCAGACUUCGUGGACACUGGAGGGAAAGAAAAGCUGUAGGGGGUGAUCUGAUGUUGAGCCUGCCCUGUUCAAGCUGCUGUUCUGGCCAAUAUUGCAGGGCUUGUGCACAGCUCCUCUCUGGAUCAGUGAAUCCCUUUGUGUAGACAGGCUGCUAAGCAGAUAUUUGGGAAGCUGCAGUUUGAGCAUGUUAGCAUCCUUACUGGAUCUGCAUUUAAAUCUCUGGUUGUCCCCCAGUCCUGCUCCAAUCUAACCAAAAUGUCAGCUGUUUGUAGGAAGCUGAUAAUUAUAUCUUGUACUGCAUAAAACAAAUAAGGGAGAAAACUAAUUGAAUUACCGCAAUGUUAUCUUUUCUUUAAAUGUUACAUUAUUUUUAUUUUAAAAAAGAGUAGCCUCCAGGACAAAAGCCAGCCAUCUUUUGAAUGCUUGUCUGCUUGGUUCUUUUUUAUGGAUUUCUAAGUUUGAAAAGAUUGUUGCCCUAGUUUAAAAAAGGAAUCAAAUUAAGUGUGAAGAAGGACAAAUAUGAUCCUAUCUGAUGUUUAGAUUCUUCAUUUUCUGUUGUAAAUAUGAAAAGGGAGUUUUGGUGCAUGUUCACAGCUCAGAUCUGUAAAAUGAAGAGCCGUUGAGCUUUGAGGAAGUGCAGGUGGGUGUAUGUAGCAAGCCUGAAGCGAUCAUGUUGGGAGGUAGUUUUCUAUUAUUUGUGAACUCAGAGUUGCUCUGAAUGCCAUUUUGUCAGCAGGUUGUUCUGUAAGUAUUAAGUUUUCCUGGGACAUACAAGUGCCCAGUUUGAAGUGCAUGUUGCAUAUUUGUGUAUUGUUAUGCCUGAUGCAGCAGCUAAUGGGAAGAAAUGAGAGAAAAAGCAUAUUUUAUAAAGAAAAAUAUUUCCAAGGUUCACUCUUAAAAAGCACAUGUUGAAAGUUCUUAGUGUUAGAAGCUGAAAGCUUGUGGAAUUCCUAAUGGUGUCAUUAAGCACAGGCAGCCUGCUGGCCUGCCAAAGCAAUUAGUUAAGAGUGUGUCUCUUCAUUAAGUCACAGAACUGGAAGGGAAAAGAGCUGAUUUUUUUUGCUUCUGGCCAAACAUUUUUUUCCACUGUUGUUUUAGCAGCAUAUCAGCAUUUACAUAACACAAAUUGUGUGGUAUAGAUCCCAUUGCCUCUCAUUAGGCUGCUGUCAAUUGGGCUGAUUUGGAAAUGGGGCUGUCUUUGCAAGGAGAAACUGCCAUCUGCAUCCCUGUUUGGAAGAGGCCAUAGAUCUAAACCCCCUAUUUACUCCUGUUAAGCCUCUUAGCAGAAUAUGGCUGGAAUCCUAAACCAGGUCUGAAUCUGAGUACAACAUGGUUCACAGAUGACACUUAAAUCAAUUAUGUGGCCAUUUUGUGAAGCAUGAGUUAGAGAACAUGAGUUAGAACAUUGCACUGUAAAUAUCUUCUUAUGACUGUUGAUUUGCUGUAACUAUAGGAAGUGCAUUUGAUUUUGUUUAAGCAAUUUAGGCAAUUGACUGAAAACGUGUCACUCAUAAGCCACUGUUUUUUAAAUUGUGUACUUAAACAAUUGUUAUUUUUUUAAACUCUAGAAGAAGAAACUUCUAAUGAAUCCAA
Molecule: messenger RNA, 3441 nt
Organism: Vidua chalybeata
Lineage: Eukaryota; Metazoa; Chordata; Aves; Passeriformes; Viduidae
Gene: MTARC2
Product: mitochondrial amidoxime reducing component 2
Exons: 7
Coding region: 16-1005 (329 amino acids)
Biological process (GO): nitrate metabolic process
Cellular component (GO): mitochondrial inner membrane
Molecular function (GO): nitrate reductase activity; pyridoxal phosphate binding; molybdenum ion binding
Source: RefSeq, a predicted model, not a curated record